Messenger RNA from Podarcis lilfordi (Lilford's wall lizard), 2541 nucleotides. NCBI's taxonomy places the organism in Eukaryota, Metazoa, Chordata, Lepidosauria, Squamata, Lacertidae. The record is from the annotation of a GenBank genome assembly.
AUGCCACAGGAACCUUUCUGGAUUCUUGAGGACACUUUCCACUUCCGAAUUUCUUCUCCCUCCAUGAUCUCAAACCUGUAUGUCCUUGGUGUGUUGGUCUCCUUCAACAUCAGCUGUCCUCACAGCUCCACUCUGUGGAGAAACAAAGGUAAAAGGAGAGUCAAGAUGCCAAAACACACAUAGAAUCAUCAAAUUGUAGAGUUAGAAGGGACCCAGAGGGCUAUCUAGUCCAACCCCCUGCAAAGCAGAUAUCACAGCAAAGAGAGCUGUUGUGAAGGAAAGGUUUGCUCCUUCCUAGGAAAGGCAUGUGCUGUGAUGUCCCUGUGCAUAAAGAUGACUAAGUUCUAGUAAAAUCUGGGGAGAUGAGGGGGCAUUUGCUAGAAAUAAAUCCUUUGAAUUCUCAGAGAACAGAAGCCCACAUGGUGAGAACAGGAUGCUGGACUAGAUGGGCCAUUGGCCUGAUCCAGUAAGCCCUUCUGAUGUUCUUAUUGCUCACUUGAUUUUACUUUCCAGAUGAGCUGCAACCUUUCUGUAAUCAUGCUUUUUUCUUUUUUUUCUUUUUUCUUCCACUGUCUCCCAGGCCUCACUGUUUCAGAAGCUCAAAGUGCAGUGGUCAACAUCUCAUUACUAGAUGCUUCUAACCUUCUUGCUAAAGAACCUGUCUCCAGAAGAGCAUUGUAUGAUGUGAUAUUUCUGGUGACGGAGCUACCCAGCCAUGGGACCCUGUCCGUUGCCGAUGGACCAGUUGAUAAAAAGCAUCCCUACUUCCUCCAGUCUGAUCUUGCUGCAGGUGACUUGGAAUAUGCCCACCAUGGACCCAGCACCCUGGGUGAUCAUUUCAGCUUUAAAGCCUGGCUCCGGCCCAGCACAGAGAGAUCUAUUCAGCCCCCACAAGAAGGGGAGGAGCCUGUCAUUUCUGGGAUGUUCAACAUCACAGUGAGUGACAGAAAUGAAAUGCCACCCGUGUUGCUCACCCAAGGCCAGGUUCUGCAGGUCCUCCAGGGUUCCCCUGCAAUGCUUUCUCAGGAACAACUGAACACCAUGGAUCCUGACAGUUUUCCUGAAGAAAUCAAGUACAGGAUCCUUUCUGGGUUAUCCAGUGGCUUUGUAGUCAAUAUCCAUGCUACGCAGGCGGCAAUUACCCAGUUUACUCAAGCAGACAUCAACGCAGGGCACUUGAGGUUCAUCGCCAAUGGAACGGACUCUUCUGGAGUCUUACACCUUGCUAUCUCCGAUGGACACAAUCCACCCAUCUUAACGUCUUUGGAAAUCAUAGUUCUUCCAGCAACCACCUGGGCAACAAAUCAAAUCCCGUUGGAGAUACCACAGGGUGUCAACAUGGCCUUCCUGUCUCGCAAGCACCUUCUGGGGGCCUCAGGCCAAGAGCAGCAAAAUACCAUCUAUAGACUCAUCAGGGACCCACAGUUUGGUCAGGUCAAUGUCAACCAAAAGCCCGUGAGGGACUUUUCACAGAGCCAAGUGGACAAUGGAGAAGUGACAUUUACUUUCACUGACUUCAUCUCCCCCAAAGAUGAAUUCCAGUUCCUUGCCACAGCAGGAGAUGUCAACAUUUCAGGCAUUGUGAAUGUAAUGGUCAAGGCCUUGGUCAAAACCCAACAGGAUAUCCUUUGGCCAAGAGGAGCCACCGUCCAGCUCAACACCGACAUCCUUGACGCAAGUGAACUGGGCAGCAGGACCAAGAGCAUCCCAGCCUUCAAAAUCCUCCGAGCACCCCAAGGGAGCCAUUUUGUGAAACUCUCGAGAGACAAAAGGAACCCGCCCGUCUCCACUGAUGCCUUCACCCAGCAGGAUCUUGAGGGAGGGCUAGUUGGGGUGGAGAUAUGGGAAAGAGAAGACUCUCAGGAAAACCUCCAGCAGGACAGCUUUCUGUUUGAGUUGGUGGCUGAUGGGGUGCCCCCUGCUGUGGAAUCAAUGGCAUACAUCACUGAGGCCUUCAAUUCCUCAACAGCCUAUGGAGCGAAACUGCUCAAAGUGCCUGAUUUCCAAGAAGGGGGCCAAAACCCCACAACCCAAAGCAUAACCCCUUCUCUGCAGAUGUUGACAACUAGGCGCCCACAGCCAGAAAACACUGAGUAUAACUCCAGUGAGACACAUGUUCGUCCAACAGCAUGGGCUGGGCACAUAACAGUUACUAGUGCAUUUCCUACGGAAAGAAGCACACUACUUAGUUUCAUUGAAGCCAAUAUGUUCAGCAUCAUUCUCCCCAUCUGCCUCAUCCUUCUGCUUCUUGCUUUAAUCCUGCCCUUACUGUUCUACCUCCACAAACGGAACAAGACUGGUAAGCACAAUGUCCAAGGCACACCCCCCAAAUACAAAAAUGGUACAUUGGUUGACCAGGAGACUUUCCGGAAGACUGACCCCAACCAAGGCAUCCCUUUGACAACAGUCAACACACUGGAGGCCAAAGGAGCAGGACCCAACUCAAAGGGGAUAGGGCCAGGAGGCCAGCAGGAUCCAGAACUGCUCCAAUAUUGUAGGACACCCAACACAGCCUUAAAAAACAGUCAGUACUGGGUCUGA